Messenger RNA from Arachis ipaensis, 1278 nucleotides. RefSeq lists its product as uncharacterized. The record is from RefSeq and is a predicted model, not a curated record. NCBI's taxonomy places the organism in Eukaryota, Viridiplantae, Streptophyta, Magnoliopsida, Fabales, Fabaceae.
AUGAAUAGUGACAGCGAAGAGGACUUCGAAGCCACUUACGAAGCCGGCGACGAAGAUGAGGAUGGUGAUGUGGGAGUUGAGACAGCAGCUGAUAAUGUAGUGGUUCACCCCUCGAUCAGUCAACCGAUGAACGUGCCACCUUUUAUGCGUGAGUUGGAUCUCGACGCCAUGCAUGCACCGGAGUUUCCGGAAUAUUCAAACAUAGGCAUUGCUGAUCCCGAGGACGGAGAGUUCCAGAUUGGAAUGGAAUAUAGUUCUAGAAAGUCGGUCGUGGCAGCAAUUAGAAGUUACACUAUCGCUAGAGGAGUUGACUACGACAUGUAUGAGUAUGAGCCACAGACGUUCUAUGCAAAAUGCAAGAUGUAUGGGCGUGGGUGCGACUGGCUUAUCCGAGCCAGCUUGAUACGGAAAAAGGAUCAUUCCAAGUUGGACUCGGAUACAAUUGCUGAGGCUAUAAGGCCAUUGGUCGAGACUGACCCGUCCAUAAAAGUAAAAUCUAUAAUAGCCGAAGUCCAGUCAAGGUUCAACUAUACCAUCAGUUACCGAAAGGCUUGGUUGGCAAAGCAAAAGUCCAUAGCGAAAGUUUUCGGUGAUUGGGAGGAGAGUUUCCAAGCCUUGCCGUGGUGGCUCUCGGUUAUGGUUCAGAAGAUGACUGGGUCAGUUGUCCAGAUAGAAACACGCCCACUCUACAAUGGGAAUGAAGAGGCACAAAGGGUAAAAAUACUUCAUCGCGUAUUUUGGAGUUUCAAUCCAUGCGUUAGGGCAUUCAGGCAUUGCAAGCCCCUAGUUCAGGUUAACGAAACACACCUAUAUGGAAAGUACAAAGGUACACUUCUGGUCGCUGUUGCACAGGAUGGGAACCAGAACAUUGUGUCUAUCGCUUUUGCCUUGGUGGAAGGGGAGGCAGCUGAUGCGUGGCACUUCUUUCUAAGGAAUCUGCGAAUGCAUGUUGUCAGAAAAGAUGGUGUGGGUAUGAUCUUGGACCGGCAUGAGUCAAUUCGGGCAGCAGUAAAUCGUUCCGGAGGUGACUGGCAACCUCCAAGAGCAUGGUGGAUGUUUUGUAUAAGGCACAUCGGCAGCAACUUCCUACGAGCAUUCAAAGUCCCUCACUUGCAAAAGCUUGUGGUCAACAUUGGGUAUUCAAGAACGAUGGAGGAGUAUAACAUCAACUAUAAGAGGUUGGAAGAGCGAGGCGAGGCAUAUGCUAGGUGGUGUGAUGCCAUUGGACUUAGACAUUGGUAUUGGCAUUCGACGAGGGACAUCGAUGGGGCCAUAUGA